AUGUCGAUGCCAACGAUGACCGAUGUCGAUAUCGAUCCGGACCCCAGCAUCUACACUGUCGGAUGGAUCAGCGCAAUCUCCACAGAACUAGUUGCCGCACGCGAGUUUCUCGACAAGGAACACAGCCGCCUGUCCAACCAAGCGCCAAAUGACAGCAACAUCUAUACUCUCGGCGAGAUGGCUGGCCACAACGUCGUCAUCGCAGUGCUUCCAGACGGCGAAUAUGGGACUAGCUCUGCAGCUAGUGUAGCGACAGACAUGCUGCGCACCUUCAAGAAUAUUAAAAUUGGACUGAUGGUUGGUGUGGGCGGAGGGGCACCAAGCAGGCGGGAUGAUAUCCGCCUCGGCGACGUCGUUGUCAGCUCCCCACGGGCCGGAAAGAGUGGUGUCUUUCAAUACGACUAUGGCAAGACCAUUCAGGGAUGUGAUCUCGAGCAUACCCGGUCCCUCGCCCCACCACCUCCAUUACUCCGUGCGGCAGUCAAUGAUUUAAAAGGACGGUUUGAGGCAUCUGGUCACCAUAUUGCCGAAGACAUUGAGGCCAUCAUCAAGAAUAAGCCCCGACUCGGAAGGAAUUAUAGCCGACCCGAACCAGACUCUGACCGUCUCUACAAAUCAGACUACAUCCACUCUGAUCCGUUUCUAAGCUGCAUAGAUUGUUGUGGUAACGGAACACACAACAUAGUCCAUCGGAGGCAGCGUGACGAGUAUGAAGACGACCCAACCAUCCACUAUGGGCUUAUCGCCUCGUCAAACCAGCUCAUGAAAGAUGCCCUCUUGCGGUACAAGCUCGUGGGAGAGCAUCAGGUUCUCUGCUUCGAGAUGGAAGCGGCGGGAUUGAUGAAUCAUUUCCCUUGCUUGGUCAUCAGGGGAGUUUGUGACUACUCCGAUACACACAAAAACAAGCGCUGGCAGGGAUACUCGGCUAUGACUGCAGCUGCGUAUACCAAAGAGAUCCUUCGGCUGAUACCUCCAGCCCGAGUCCAGGCUGAACAGUCGCUAGCAAUGUCUAUUCACUCAAGUUAG
Molecule: messenger RNA, 1026 nt
Organism: Lasiodiplodia theobromae
Lineage: Eukaryota; Fungi; Ascomycota; Dothideomycetes; Botryosphaeriales; Botryosphaeriaceae
Exons: 1
Coding region: 1-1026 (341 amino acids)
Biological process (GO): nucleoside metabolic process
Molecular function (GO): catalytic activity
Source: RefSeq, a predicted model, not a curated record